Molecule: messenger RNA, 9651 nt
Organism: Myxocyprinus asiaticus (Chinese sucker)
Lineage: Eukaryota; Metazoa; Chordata; Actinopteri; Cypriniformes; Catostomidae
Product: nuclear receptor corepressor 1-like
Exons: 48
Coding region: 425-7693 (2422 amino acids)
Biological process (GO): negative regulation of transcription by RNA polymerase II
Molecular function (GO): nuclear thyroid hormone receptor binding; transcription corepressor activity
Source: RefSeq, a predicted model, not a curated record
UCACACCGUUUCAUCCUGUUCGCUUGAGAAAAACUCUUUCACUCCGUCUUCUCAGGUGCACCAGAGCUGCAUAAAAUGCAUGUCCACCGGGCAUAUAACCCUUAGAAACCGGUACGUUUAAGGCGUAUAUUAAUUUCUGGUGCAGAAUUAUAUAGAAAAAGACUUGCAUAUAUAUUCACGGCUCAGUAAGGACAAAUAACUAGCCUGUGUUGGAAGAGUGACUGCAACACUCGCGCAGUCCCACUAGUGACGGACUUCCUUUUCUAACAUUUUAAGCGCACAAACUCGCCCUCAACACUUCUUGGAGUGUCUCUGUGGAAAUGAGGUGGUCUGGCAGCACAGUCAUGUUGAGCCCGUGAUUAAGUAGCAGUGCUUCAGGCCCAGUCUGAGCCUCUGGCACACCACCAGACCAGACCACCGCAGCAUGUCCAGUUCAGGCUUCCCCCCCAGCCAGGGGUCCUUCAGCAGCGAGCAGAGCCGUUACCCACCACACUCAGUGCAGUACACCUUCAGCUCCACACGCCACCCGCCGGAGUUCAUGGUUCAAGAUUACCGAACGCCCCUGCAGGACCAACAGCGCCGUAGACCUUCACUACUAUCAGAAUUUCACCCUGGGACCGAGAGGCCGCCAGAGCGCAGGCAUGGCUAUGAACAGCAGUUUCAUGGCGUCUCAGCUCAACUGGAACAGGAGACUCUAGAGGCCAAGCGUCCCCGCAUCGAUAACGUAUCUGAAACACACUUUCCACGAGCUCAAACAUCUGGCAAUGUACUGCAUCCACACACCACACUGGAUGGCAUCAGGUCCACCGGAGAGGAAACCCAGUUUAGUGUGAAAGUGGAGGCCUCGUCUCUUGGUGGAGUUCCACAGGUGGGCGAGGAUGCAGACACAUCACCCUCCAAACUCUCCAAGGAGGAGUUGAUUCAGAGCAUGGACCGGGUCGACCGUGAGAUCGCCAAGGUUGAGCAGCAGAUUUUUAAACUGAAAAAGAAACAGCAACAACUGGAGGAGGAAGCAGCAAAGCCCGUAGAGCCAGAAAAGCCAGUGACUCCGCCCCCUGUUGAACACAAACAUCGCAGCAUCGUCCAGAUCAUUUACGAUGAGAACCGGAAAAAGGCAGAAGAAGCCCAUAAAAUACUGGAAGGGUUGGGGCCUAAAGUGGAACUGCCUCUGUAUAACCAGCCCUCUGAUACUAAAGUCUACCAUGACAACAUUAAGACGAAUCAAAUGAUGAGGAAGAAACUGAUUCUGUUUUUCAAGAGGAGGAAUCAUGCACGCAAACAGAGGGAGCAGAAGAUUUGCCAACGGUAUGACGAGCUGAUGACGGAGUGGGAGAAAAAAGUCGAGCGAAUGGAGAACAACCCUCGCCGUAAAGCUAAAGAAAGCCGCACACGUGAAUACUAUGAGAGACAGUUUCCUGAGAUCCGCAAGCAGCGCGAACAACAAGAACGCUUCCAGAGGGUGGGCCAAAGAGGCACAGGUCUGUCUGCCACAAUCGCAAGAAGUGAACACGAGAUAUCUGAGAUCAUUGACGGCCUCUCGGAGCAGGAGAACAAUGAAAAGCAAAUGAGGCAGUUGUCCGUCAUUCCUCCCAUGAUGUAUGACUCCGAGCAGCGGAGAGUGAAGUUUAUCAAUAUGAACGGCCUGAUGGAUGACCCCAUGAAGGUCUACAAGUCCCGCCAGUUCAUGAAUGUCUGGACUGAACACGAGAAGGAGAUCUUUAAGGAAAAGUUUGUGCAGCACCCAAAGAACUUCGGGCUGAUUGCUUCAUUUCUAGAGAGAAAGUGUGUGUCUGAUUGUGUGCUGUAUUAUUAUUUGACAAAGAAGAGUCAGAACUAUAAAACUCUUGUCCGACGAAACUUUGGCAGUCGGCGACGAAGGAAUCAGCAGAUAACGCGACCCUCACAGGAAGACAAGACAGAAGACAAGAACGAAGAGGACAAAUCGGAGAAAUCAGAGAAGAAAGAAGACGAGGAAAAGAAGGAAGAGGAGGAGAAAGAUGAAAAAGAGGACUCUAAGGACAUCAGCAAAGACAAAGAAAAGUGUGAAGGAGAGGAGGAAGAGGGUAAGGAACAGAGCACGCUGCGUGGCCGAAAGACUGCCAACAGCCAGGGCCGCCGCAAGGGCCGCAUCACCACCCGCUCCAUGGCAAAUAAUGAGGCUGCAUCUGGGUCAGCUGAGGAACCGCCUCCACCCCCACCUGAACCAGUUCUGCCAGAGCCGACUCCCCCCUCUAAACCUGAGCCGGUGCAGAAACCUGCACGAGAGCCUGCGAAACCAACUCCUACACCCAGCACAGACCCACGAGGCGCAGUUGAAGCUGGAGAGACGUCUCGCUGGACGGAGGAGGAGAUGGAGAUUGCCAAAAAAGGACUGGUUGAGCAUGGUAGGAACUGGUCAGCCAUUGCUAAGAUGGUAGGCACUAAGAGUGAAGCUCAGUGUAAGAACUUCUACUUCAACUACAAGAGACGACUCAACCUAGACAAUCUACUACAGCAACACAAGGGUUCUAGGCGGCUCCGUGGAAAUCGAGACUCGUCACAGAGUGACCCCGCACCUGAUGACGAUGAGGAGAGUGAUGGGCCUGAUAACAGCUCGGACACAGAGAGCGCACCCUCUCCCUCUCAAACUGAUCCCUCCAAAGCCUCCGACUCACUAACCCAUCCCAGCUCGGCUCUGGACAGUGCCUCGGAACAGGACGGCGCCACCACCAAAGACCCUGUGGCAGAUUGCAAGGGCCAGGAGCCUCCAUACAGCGAGCUGCAGGUCAAAGUGGAGAAUAGUCCAGAAGGAGGAGCAGGAGACGGGCUUCCACAGGAUGAGCGAGCACGCGCGACUUACGAAUCACAGUUCCAUCCUAAGAGCGAGCCGCAGGAUGUGGAGAUGGUGGCUCCGAGCGGGGACAAAGGACAUGUGCAGGUGAAGACUGAGCCAGAGGUCAAGGAUAAAGAGGAGAAACAGGGGGAGCAGCACCACUCGGAUAAUGACUCUAGCGCCACGUGCAGUGCAGACGAGGAUGUGGAGGCUGAACCUGUCCAACAGCGACUUUUCUCUCUUGAGAAGCCGUCAUUGCUGGGUGCUUCAGGCUCAGUGGUCGUGCCCUCAGCCAAACUACUCAGCAUGCAGCAGAUACAGCAGCGGGCCGCCACCAUUCCCCCUAUGGUCAGUCCCCACAGCCCCUACUCCCACUUAUUCAGAUUUGCCCCUUUGGACAGAGACAGGGCCCAGCCACCCCACAACGUUUCAUCUCCAUUCGGUCACAGCGGCGUUCCCGUUGGAGCUCCGUUGAGUGGCUUUGCUAUGUUCCAGCACCAAAUCAAAGCCGUACAUGAGUCCGCACAUCAGGAGGACAAACAGAGACUGGACCAGAACGAGUCAGACCACAGAGCACGAGUCAGCACCCACAGCCCUACUGUACUGGACCGAGAAGGUAAGCCAUUUGCUUACAUGCCAUAUGAUCUGAAGCUGAUGGAACAGGACACUCUUGGAGCAGGCAGACCAGGCUCUCCGUACAGACUCUCUCCUCGAGAUCCUAGCAAAGCUUCACCACAGCAUGAUGCCAGUAACCCCACCCGCUACAGUGUACCUCCAGUUCUUCAGCCGGCACCAAACCAGGCUGUUCAGAACCUUUCAGAUGUCCGCAUGACAUUCUCACGGAACCGGCCACCCAACAUUCCAUCUCCUCCGCCCCUCAUCCCGACCUCCAAACCCACUGACAAGCCCUCUUUCAUUCAGGGGGGCUCCAUUUCACAGGGAACACCAGGCACAUACCUGCCUUCUCAAACGCAUGCAGUGUAUGUACCAGAGGUAGUCAAGACCACAGGAGGGUCCAUCUCACUCGGCUUGCCAAGACAACAGGACCCUGCUAAACCUGUGUCAUACAUUAAGCAGGAAGAGUGUUCUCCACGAGGACAGAGCGCUCAGUCAGAGGGACUUUUAUCUAGAGCUCAGUAUGAGGGAGUGGUCAGAGGAGGCCCCAUACAGGUUCAGGACAUGAGAGGGCCACCUGGAAAAUGCCCUGAAGGCUUGACUUUCAGAGGAGGCUCUAUUUCACAGGGCACUCCUGCCUUGACUCAGUCCAGCGUAGCAGCAGAUUUGUUGAAAGGCACUAUUGCUAAACUGGCCACAGAGGACCUGAGCGGCCCAGAAAAGAGCCGGGCCGAAGCUCACUCUAAAGCUCACGUCAUCUACGAAGGCAAAAUCGGACACAUCCUCUCUUUUGAUGCCAUUAAAAACCCGAGAGAGGGCACAAGAAGCCCACGAAUGGGGCAUGAUCUCAAACGCACAUAUGACAUCAUGGAGGGGUCUCGUGGACACCCAGCACGCGAGACUGCACCUUUUGAGGGUUUGAUGAGCAGAGCAUUGCCUAGAGAAAGUCCGCAUGAGUCUAAGGAUCGAGCCAUACUCACAGGAUCCAUCAUGCAAGGAACGCCAAGAGCUGAUGUCUUUGAUGAGGCCUCCAAAUAUGGUAAACAGAUCAAGAGGGAGAGUCCACCCAUUCGCUCUUUUGAGGGAGGCAUCACCAAGGGUAAACCAUACGAGGGUGUGAACACCAUAAAGGAGAUGGGCCGUUCAAUUCAUGAGAUCCCCCGUAAAGAGACCCAAGAUAGUCGCAAAACCCCUGUUCUGGAAGGAUCCAUUUCUCAGGGUAUCCCUCUCAAGUAUGACAGCAGUACUCUGAACCCGUCGGCCAUCAAGCACAACGUUAAAUCUCUGAUCACAAGCCCAGUGAAAAUACCCCACUCCACUAUUGAGGCGGCUGAGCGUGAGAGGGCAAAGUAUGAGGAUGUGAAGGCAUCAGAGCGUGUCCGCCACACUUCUGUAGUAAACUCCACUUCUGUCCUGCGCUCCACACAUACAGAGGCAGGAAAAUCUCAGCUCAGUCCAGGCAUGUAUGAGGACAGCAGUGCACGCAGAACCCCCACGUACACUAGCACCUCUUUAUCCAGAGGAUCACCGCUAAUGCGAGGACAAGAAGGAAGUAUAACGACAGGUAAACCAGCUUCUCACGAGAGAAAGAGCGCACUGACCCCAACCCAGAGGGACAGUGUUCCAGCUAAGUCGCCUGUGUCUGGGGGCGACCCCCUCGGCUCUCACAGCCCGUUUGACCCCCACCUAAGACCCGUGGUACCUGGCGAGGUGUACCGGACUCACCUGCCACCUCACCUGGACCCCAGCCUUGCUUUUCACAGAGUCUUGGACCCAGCAGCGUACAUGUUUCCACGGCAACCAUCACCAACCGGUUACCCCAACACUUACCAGCUGUACACCAUGGAGAACACUCGUCAGACCAUUCUGAAUGAUUACAUCACCUCACAGCAGAUGCAGGUUAUACCACGGCCUGAUGUCGCGAGGGGACUGUCACCACGUGAACCAUCCAUUGCCAUCCCAUACCCACCGGCUAGAGGAAUAAUUGAUCUAGCCCAGAUGCCACCUACCAUCCUGUUACCUCACCCCGGGGGCACAGGUUCCCCCUCCCUGGACCGCAUCACCUACAUCCCUGGACCUCAGACCCCUUUCCCUUCUAGGGCAUUCAACCCUGCCUCCAUAUCACCAGGACAUCCUGCACAUCAUGCUACUGCAGCAAUUGUGGAGAGGGAACGAGAGAAUCAGCGAGAAAAGGAGCGGGAGAGGGAAAGAGAAAGGGCAGAAAGAGAGCAGAGAGAGCGGGAGCGUGCAGCAGUAGAAUAUAUGCGUGGAGGUCCUGAGCAACCUGGCCGUCCAGGUAGCCGUGGUUUCCUGCGUUCCCCUUCACCCUCUGUGAGAUCACAGGAGGGCGUCCUCCAGCAGCGGCCGAGCAUCUUCCAGGGCACUAGCAAGAGCGUCAUUACUCCUCUCAUGCAAAUGCCGUCGCAAGCAGCUGCAGUUCAAGCCAACUCCCGGUACAACAAUGCAGCUGAUGCUCUUGCCGCCCUGGUGGACGCCGCAGCCUCAGCCCCACAGAUGGAUGUUGCAAAAGUCAAGGAGGGCAAGCACAAUAGCGGCGGCUCCCGUGAUGAUGACAUGAUGACUUCCUCACGCCGGGCAACACAAGAGUCUCAAGAGCUGGAACAGCGUUCUAUGCAGUCACCAUAUGGGGAUGUGUCACUGCCUGGUGGGAAUCCUUCCCAUCCUGUGUAUGCAGAGGGGGGAGGAGCUGCUGGGAGCAAAGAGCAAAAACGAAUAGAGAAUGACCUGCGAACACAUGGGAAGACCACCAUGACUGCUGCAAGCUUCAUUGAUGUCAUCAUCAAACGGCAGAUUGCUCCAGAUAAGGAUUCUCGGGAGAGAGGCUCACAAAGCUCGGACUCCUCCGGCAGCAUGUCAUCUAGUCGUUAUGAGCCUCAGGGAGGAAUUGAGGUGAUUAGUCCAGCCAACUCUCCAGCACAGAGAGAAGAGAAGACUGAGGGACCUAUGAGGGACCCAUCAGAAAAGAGCUCUCAGCCAGCUUCAGGUGAAAUGAGGUUUGAUAUAAGCCGGUGCAGGCAGUUGGGAGAUUCAGGUUUGUCCCAGCAGCCUCCCUCACAAGCAGACAGCUAUGGGCCUGUUCCAAAAACACACCGCAUCAUGACCCUCGCUGACCACAUUUCGCAUAUCAUUACACAGGACUUUGCCAAGAGCCAGGAUCCUCCCCCAUCCUCCUCUUCAUCCUCUUCCUCCCUCUCCUCCACAUUCCAGAGCUCUGGUGUGGGAGGUGUUGUAGGUCGAGUUAAGCCCCCUAACCGCUAUAGCCCAGAAAACCCAGCAGCACCUACUGCACACCACCAGAGACCACCAAGCAGAGUGUCUUCUGAAAACUCAUCUGAUAAACCGCGAACAAGGCCAGGCAGGUCUCCUGAUCGUGGACGUGGACUGGAGAGCUAUGAGCCCAUCUCUCCCCCUCAGGGUUACUCUGGGUUGGAUAAACAAGAGGCCAGUGUACUUCAGAGACGAGAGCAGGACCUCCCUGAACAGAGGACUGAUUCUCGCUCCCCAAGCAGUGGCAGUUACCUGCCAGCAUUCUUCACCAAACUGGAAAGCACAUCUCCUAUGGUUAUGUCCAAAAAGCAGGAGAUCUUCCGCAAAGCAGAAGUCGGUAACGCUCAGCCGGGCACUGAGAUCUUCAAUCUCCCAGCAGUAACAACCUCAAGCAGUGUAAAUGCCAGAAACCACUCGUUUAGUGAUCCAGCCAGUAAUCUGGGUCUGGAGGACAUCAUCAGGAAGGCUUUGAUGGGAAACAUGGAGGAGAGGCAGGAGGACCAGAAGCAGCAGCAAGCCCAGCAGACAGGAAACACCUCAAGCAGCAUGAGCAGUAUUUCAGAAGGCCGACAAGAGGCUAGCCCUUCCCCUAACACAGCAGGAAAGCAGAAGCUUCAGAGCAAAGCUAGCAGCAGGAAAUCCAAGUCUCCUAACCCAGGCCAGGCAUACUCUGCUGGAGAGCGACCAUCUUCUGUGUCCUCCGUUCAUUCGGAGGGAGAUUACCACAGACAGACUCCCUCUUGGGCUUGGGAGGACCGUCCAUCUUCUACAGGAUCCAUGCAGUUCCCAUAUAAUCCUCUGACAAUGCGCAUGCUGAGUAGUACCCCUCCCACCUCCAUGGCCUGCCCAUCUCCCUCCAUGCAGUCCCAGCAGCAGCAGGGUGGUGCCUCCGGGCCUCUGGCCCCGACACGCUCAUGGGAGAGAGAGCCCCCACUAUUGUCGGAGCAGUAUGAAACCCUCUCUGACAGCGAUGACUGAGGCAGUGACCUACAUCCCUCUCCUAAACAGAGGGACUAUCUACCCCCCUGUUCACCAUCAACCUUCUUUCUCUGUCUUCAUGAAUCCCACUCACUGCCACUCAAGAGUGAGAUUCAGCUGGGGAGGAGGACAUACAUUUGGUGCUGCUUUUGUGCCUACUGGUGGUCAGACAGAGCAUUGCAGAGAGCCACUGAUUUGAUCUGAAAACAACUGCAGAAGCUUUGAUUUAUGGCCUGUUUGGGGAGGAGAACUAGAAGAAAUCAGAAACGAAUUGAAAUGUAGAAAGAGAACAGGAUGAUAAAACUUGUAAAGAAACUUACUGGCUGAAAAUUUGUUUCUGUAAAGAUUUUUUAUUUUCUUUUUUUUUUUUUUUUUGUCUAUAAAAAAGAAACAGAAUCAAUGUAUAUAAAUAGAAUAACAUUUUUGCAGUGUUUUUCCUUUAAUUUUUUUCUGCAUUUUAACUGUUGCUUUUUAAAUUUAACCCAGUUGGAUGACAUGACACCUUGGAGAUUUUGUGGUCAGUCAGGCGAAGAGCAUUGAGCUUUCCAGAUCUGAAAGUAUUGGUCUAAUUAAAAUGAAACAAUGAAAAUGCGGAAAUGCAAAAAAAAAAAAAACAUUUCAACGACUUUGCCCCUCAAAUGCAGACCCUGUCAGUGCAACACUGUGGAGAUGUGUUGGUAACAAUUACUGCCCUGUUACUUCAGGGAAGAAAUCUCAAUCGUUCAUCAACUGUUUAUAGGUGGAAAAGACAAAAUGAAAGUAAAGACGACAUCUGCUUUUUUCUGUUCUUAUAAUGAUACUGAUGUCACUGUCUGAUUCACAGUGAAACAUCAGAGAAGGGUUCUUCGUUUUUUUCCCCCUUCACUUUUAUUUGUGCUCUGCUUUUGCCUUUGUUCAAAUAUUCAGCAUUGGGCUGUUGCAAAACAGUUCAGAGUGUAUGGGUCUACGGUUGAAUGUCUAAGUUCCCCCACCAUACGCCAAUAUCCCUUUUACUUUUUUGUUUCAUGUUUGUGUGGUGGAAUAUAUUAGUUAAUCUUACGAAUCAUAAAGGAGCACGUAUAACGUGUAUAUCCUGUCAAAAUAUGUGAUUUCUAUGUCCUAGACCACAAAACAAAAAUACAAAGAAAAACUUGAUGCAACUGCACCAUUGUUGCACUUUUUUUUCCUUAAUCAUUUUUGAAAAAACGUAAAAUUAUACUACCUGUAAUCUAAGUUAUUCAGUGUAAUGCAGAGGUCUGGAAUGCUUUCAGAUAUAUUCAUGUUUCAGUCACAUACUCCAUUGGCAUUGGCAGACUUUUUCUAAUAUUCUUGCAAUUUUUCUAACUUGGUUUAAGUGUAUAGAAUCGGUACCAUUAUCUCGGCUGCUGCUGAGUAGUGACCACUUAUUUAGAGAUGGAAAUAUCUGUGUCUGAAAGUGAAUAAGCUCAAUUUUAGUUACCUGCAGAAAUAAAGUUAAAUGUGAUGAAAGCUAAUGAGUACUAUUGGUGGUCUGAAGGCAUCUCCUUUUCCUGUUUCAUGUGCUUUUGCUUUGUUCGAGUAACACCACCAGUCCACGCUUCAUUUUAAUGAUAGUUUGAUUUUCUUCAGACAUUUAAAACCGCAAUGUUGAGCUAAUUUUUCGAUUCUUUCCACAUUUUUAUUUCCCAGUAAUUUUCAGCAUCUAUAUUAUAUUCAUCCUGUUGUUUGAUGGGAUGUCAUGUGUUUACAAUGGCGUUGACAAAAAAAAUGGUGAAACUUGAAUCUUAAGAAAAUAAAAUUUGCUCAUCAUGGCAGUCUACUUUUCAGUCCAGCUUUGCAGGGGUCACUUUCUCUGGUCCGUUCAGAAUUGAGACUUGAAAGAAACGGUGUCCCCAGAUGUUGAAACCCAAUGUUUGUAUCACUCUGUCUGCUAAGUAGUGGAUAAAUAAUGUGCUGACCAAUCAAUAAAGUAGAACAGAGCUCCACCUCCCUGAAACUGA